AGGGGGGGGGCCGGCGGCCGCCAUCUUGGGCGCUGGGCGGCAGAGCGGCGGGCGGGCGGGCGGCGGCAGGGCUUUGGAGCCUGCAGGGCUGCAGGAAAUGCAGCCUCUGUUUAUCGUCCGCUGCAGCUGAUUUCUCUCCCCGCAGGUUGGCAGCUUAGCUAGGAGCUUGCAGGCUGAGGCACAGAAUGUGAAAGGCAGUUACCUGCUCCACAGGAACAGCAGAAAGAGGUCUUAAGCAACAUGGAAAGAGAAGACUAAAGUUCCAUCAUGAUCGGAGGCUUAUUCAUCUAUAAUCACAAAGGAGAGGUUUUAAUCUCUCGAGUCUACCGGGAUGACAUUGGGCGGAAUGCCGUGGACGCCUUCCGCGUCAAUGUCAUCCACGCACGGCAGCAGGUACGCUCGCCUGUCACCAACAUCGCCCGCACAAGCUUCUUCCACGUCAAGCGUUCCAACAUCUGGCUGGCUGCUGUCACCAAGCAGAAUGUCAACGCCGCCAUGGUGUUCGAGUUUCUUUACAAGAUGUGUGACGUGAUGACUGCCUACUUUGGGAAGAUCAGUGAGGAGAACAUAAAGAACAACUUCGUGCUGAUCUAUGAGCUGCUGGAUGAAAUCCUGGACUUUGGCUAUCCUCAGAACUCUGAAACGGGGGCCCUGAAGACUUUCAUCACUCAGCAAGGCAUCAAGAGUCAGACUAAGGAAGAGCAGUCCCAGAUCACCAGCCAGGUGACUGGACAGAUUGGAUGGAGACGUGAAGGGAUCAAAUAUCGUCGCAAUGAACUCUUUCUUGAUGUGCUGGAGAGUGUGAAUCUCUUGAUGUCCCCCCAGGGUCAGGUUUUGAGUGCCCAUGUCUCUGGCAGAGUGGUGAUGAAGAGUUAUCUGAGCGGAAUGCCAGAGUGCAAGUUUGGCAUGAACGACAAGAUUGUCAUUGAAAAACAGGGUAAAGGGACUGCAGAUGAAACGGGGAAAAGCGGCAAACAGUCAAUCGCCAUUGAUGACUGCACUUUCCACCAGUGCGUGAGGCUCAGCAAAUUUGAUUCUGAGAGGAGCAUCAGCUUCAUUCCACCAGACGGAGAGUUUGAGCUCAUGAGAUACCGAACCACUAAGGACAUCAUCCUUCCCUUCCGGGUGAUACCCCUGGUGCGGGAGGUGGGCCGGACCAAGCUGGAAGUGAAGGUGGUGAUAAAAUCAAAUUUCAAACCUUCCUUGUUGGCUCAGAAGAUAGAGGUCCGGAUCCCAACACCCCUCAACACCAGUGGAGUGCAAGUCAUCUGCAUGAAAGGGAAGGCGAAGUACAAGGCCAGUGAGAAUGCCAUUGUGUGGAAGAUAAAACGUAUGGCUGGAAUGAAGGAAUCCCAGAUCAGUGCAGAGAUCGAGCUGCUGCCCACCAAUGACAAGAAGAAGUGGGCUCGGCCCCCAAUCUCCAUGAACUUUGAGGUCCCGUUUGCGCCCUCUGGGCUGAAGGUGCGUUACCUGAAAGUCUUUGAGCCAAAGCUGAACUACAGUGACCACGAUGUGAUAAAAUGGGUGAGGUACAUCGGCAGGAGUGGGAUCUACGAGACCAGAUGCUAGCCCCAGCGGGCUGGCAGGCUCCCUCUUCUCCAAGCCAUCCUCCGCGUCUCCUCAGUCUUCAAGUACAUUCAGAGAACAUCGGCCUGGCCCCUCUACGCAGAUCGAAAGACCCUGUGGCUCACCGUGGGAGCGGACUUGCCUGCCUGUGCUUGGUUUCCACCCGCGCCGCAGCUGAAGUUCAGAACCCGGGCUCGUGCAGGGCUGCGGCCAGCCUCCUGCUCCCGGUCCCAGGGCGGGGAAGGGCUAGUCUAACUCCCAUCCUCUCGUGAUCUUUCUAGGGAACGUCCACCAUUAAACUUCUCUUCUGUUGGUGUCUCACUACUUGCAUCAUAUCCUAGUAUUUUUGAAGUUCUUGUGCAUAUGUACUCGUAGAAUAGACCUAAACAUAGACUGGACAAAUCCGAGUUGAAGUUACCCUGGCUUCUGUACUAGCUAUUGCUGUUGUGGUAGAUGUUGCUGGCCAGUCUGAGAUGCCUGAGGUGGUGAGUUUUGUUGGGCUUCCACCCGAGGAGGUGGUGGGCUCGCUGCAUCUCACCACCUUCCUCCUUCUUGCAAAGUCCUCAGUAUAGAGCCCUGCUGUGGGAAGGUUCGUGACCAAAACACGAUGAGGGUUUAGACUCUUGCUGGUGUGUACGUGGGUGGCACAGCAUUUCGGGUCCUUAGAGCACUUACCCCCCACCUGCUGCUGGCUCGAGCCAGUCUUUCCUUUCCAAACCAAUUGGAAACGUGGCCCCUCUGUCCCGCGCUCCUUUCCAAACGACUCGGAGCCGCGGGGAGCGUGGCUCAGCUGAGCUCUGCCAGGACGCGGCCGGGGUCUGUCCUCUGGCACUCGCCAGUAACCCCCCGGCCCCGGCCCCCCCUCUCCGCGCUUCUACCGAACGCUUCUGGGCCAUAGGAAUGCUGCUGCCGCCCGCGGUCCCGCUUCUGGUAGUGUGGUCUCCAUUUUGUACGCCCCGUGAUUUGUCCAGCGCUGAACCUAAUAAACUGUGUAGAACGGA
Molecule: messenger RNA, 2567 nt
Organism: Cygnus olor (mute swan)
Lineage: Eukaryota; Metazoa; Chordata; Aves; Anseriformes; Anatidae
Gene: AP2M1
Product: adaptor related protein complex 2 subunit mu 1
Exons: 13
Coding region: 268-1569 (433 amino acids)
Biological process (GO): intracellular protein transport; clathrin-dependent endocytosis
Cellular component (GO): cytoplasmic vesicle; AP-2 adaptor complex
Molecular function (GO): clathrin-cargo adaptor activity
Source: RefSeq, a predicted model, not a curated record